AUGAGCGCCGCCCGCCAGCUCACCCCCAAGCAGCACACGCUCGCCAUCCUCGGCGCCGGCCUGUCGGGCCUCUCGACCGCCCACUACUUCCUGCGCGCACUCGACCCGCCAGCCCGCAAACUCGCCCGCAUCGUCGUCCUCGAAAAGGAGCAUCGCGUCGGCGGCUGGUGCCGCGCGCACCGCUACGAGGGCGGCAAGCUCCUCAAACCCGACGAGCAGCCCGAGGGCAAAGGCGACGUCCUCGCUUUCGAGACGGGCCCGAGGAGCAUUCGCCCGCAGGGCCUCCUCGGCUGGCUCACGAUCGAGAUGGCGCACGAUCUCGGCCUCACCCUCGACUCGUCGCUCGUCGUCGUCCCCAAGUCGGCCCCCUCGGCCCGCAACCGCUACCUGUACACCCCACCAACCCUCACCCUCCUCCCCUCGUCGCUCCUCUCGACCCUCAAGGCCAUCUUCACGACCCCGCUCAUCCGCCGCAUCCUCCCCUCGCUCCUCCUCGAGCCCUUCCGCCCGCGCUCGCCCCUUCACGACGCCAAGGACCCUGGCGCGGCCGACGAGUCGGUCGACGGCUUCUUUGCGCGCCGGUUCGGCCGCACCCUCGCCGACGACAUGCUCAGCGCCAUGAUCCACGGCAUCUACGCCGGCGACUCGCGGCGCCUGAGCGUGCGCGCCGUGUUCCCGCAGCUGUGGGACGCCGAGCGCGAGUGGGGCAGCGUCGUCCUCGCCGGCCUCUUUGGCUCGCUCGCGCGCCGCAAGGGCUGGAAGGAGGCGAGCGCGUGGAGGGUCCGCGCCGACGAGGACGUGCGCGAGAUGGGCCGUAUCAAGGCGCGCAUCGGCGCGAGCGGCGAUGAGGGUCGGCGUCUCGUCGAGGCCAUGGAGGGCGCGAGCGUGUGGGGCGUCAAGGGCGGCGUCGAGGGCUUGACCGAGGCGCUCAGGGACCGCCUCAGGAGCGAGGGCGUCGAGUUCUGGAUGGGCGACAAGGGCAGGGUCGAGGAGGUCGAAAAGGUCGGUGACCGGUGGAAGAUCCGCACAACCGCCGGCGAGGUCGAUGCGACGCAGGUCGUGACGACAAACCCGCAGCUCCUCCCGCCGUGGCUCGCUCCGCCGCCGCUCCCUUCGGCCACCGUCAGCGUCGUCAACCUCGCCUUCCCCGACCCUUCCUCCUCGUCGUCGUCGUCCACCUCGACCUCGAGCGACGCCGCGCCAGCUCGCCUGUUCCCUCCCGGGUUCGGCUACCUCAUUCCGCGCACGGUCCCCUCCUCGCACAACCCGCACCGCGCCCUCGGGUGCAUCUUCGACUCGGACGUGCUCCCCAACGUCGACGCGUCGGCCGCCCAGGGUCUGACCAAGGUCUCGCUCCUCAUGGGCGGCUCGUACUGGCUCGACGACGACGGCAAGGCCGAGAAGAAGGCGAGGGAGGUGGUCAAGACCGGGACCGAGAUGUGGCAGCUGUAGAUCGCUUCAUUAGACGCUGCUGCAACGAGCUCCUCAUAGACUCUC
Rhodotorula graminis WP1 is the source of this 1497-nucleotide messenger RNA. RefSeq lists its product as uncharacterized. Gene Ontology annotation, cellular component: mitochondrial inner membrane. The coding region runs from base 1 to 1452 and encodes 483 amino acids. NCBI's taxonomy places the organism in Eukaryota, Fungi, Basidiomycota, Microbotryomycetes, Sporidiobolales, Sporidiobolaceae. Gene Ontology annotation, biological process: heme biosynthetic process. The transcript is spliced from 5 exons. The record is from RefSeq and is a predicted model, not a curated record. Gene Ontology annotation, molecular function: protoporphyrinogen oxidase activity, oxygen as acceptor.